UUGCCGCCGCGGGACAGGGUUCGGCGGGGCGCGCGCGGCCGCUCCCUGCCGGUGCCCGCUCAGCGCCCUCGCCCCCGGCGCCAGGCGGGCCCCGUGAUCACCGUGAAGAUCCCGAAGGACCGCGAUGGACGGCCCAAGCAGUUCGCCUUCGUCAACUUCAAGCACGAGGAGUCGGUGCCGUACGGGCUGCGGCUGCUCAACGGGAUCAAGCUGUACGGGCGGCCCAUGCGCAUCCAGUUCCGAUCAGGGAGCAGCCACGCCGCCCAGGAGAUCAAUCCGUCCUGUUCCCCGCUGGGAGCUCCUGGCGCCAGCCUUCCUGGCAUGCCUCACCCAGCCUCCAACUGCAGCAGGUAUGACAGGGUUCCAGACGGCGCGCCGGGCUUCCCGUCGAGCCUGCAGAGACAAGCGGUGAUGAACAGCGCGGCCCGGCAGCAGCCCCAGUUCGGGGGCAAAUACGAGCCCGGCUUUGCCCCUCCCGGCUACGCGCACCCGUUCCACGCGGGCCGGGCUCGCUUCGAGUGCGGCGCCGAGUACGGCCGCGGCAAGAGGGACGAGUACGGCUUCGAGGAGAGGGGCCACGAGGCCGAGCACCACUACCGCGGCCGCGAGGAGCACCACGAGGAGCGGCACCGCGACGGCUGGAGCUACGAGUACCGCAGGGACAGCUACAGGGAGCCCAAGUGGCACUCGGCGCGGCACUGACGGACUCGAGGGCACGGCCAACCGCGCCUCUUUCUCACCGAGUACUUGUAUAAACCCCCCUCCCAAAAAACACCCCCAGUGAAGGCACCUUUUAGUGUUUGUAAAAAAAUACCAGCAGUGCAGUCCUGCCAAACUCUGGUCUCAGUAUUAAAUGUGUUGGCGCACGCUCCAGGGCUUUUCACGGGGCGAGGAAGCCGUGGUGAAGUCUUGGAGGGGCCACCGCUCUGUCCUCCUGUCACAGAUCAGUGCUGGUAGUAUUUUUUUAGGAGAAAGGAACGUCUGUGUCAGAUGGAAGGGUCGUGUUUUCAGCAGAGUUGAGGUGGGACAUGCUGCCCGGCAUCUGUAGCAUUCCUCAUGUUGUUUUAUACAGUCACAUAAUCACACAUUGGUCUGGGGUGUAGGUACCUCACUCCACCCCCUGCCAGAGGCAGGGACCCCUUCCACCAGACCAGGCUGCUCAGAGCCCCAUCCAGCCCGGCCUUGAACGCUUUUACUGAUGGAACAUCCACAAUUUCCAUGGGUAACUUGUUACAGUGCCUAAGCACCUUCACAGUAAAGAAUUUUUUCCUAA
Molecule: messenger RNA, 1273 nt
Organism: Passer montanus (Eurasian tree sparrow)
Lineage: Eukaryota; Metazoa; Chordata; Aves; Passeriformes; Passeridae
Gene: RBM7
Product: RNA binding motif protein 7
Biological process (GO): regulation of alternative mRNA splicing, via spliceosome
Cellular component (GO): nucleus
Molecular function (GO): single-stranded RNA binding
Source: RefSeq, a predicted model, not a curated record